Molecule: messenger RNA, 1708 nt
Organism: Pistacia vera
Lineage: Eukaryota; Viridiplantae; Streptophyta; Magnoliopsida; Sapindales; Anacardiaceae
Product: F-box protein At5g03970
Exons: 2
Coding region: 97-1311 (404 amino acids)
Molecular function (GO): protein binding
Source: RefSeq, a predicted model, not a curated record
UACAUUUAAUGUUACAAAUAACUUUUAACUCAUUCGCGCACUUUCUCUCUCUCUCCUCCACAUUCAUCAAGCAUUUCCAGAUAUUAUCUUGCCUCCAUGAAGUUUCAGAGGAUGUCUUGCAACAGUGUCCAUGAUGCAUUGAGUUCUGAUGACAUCCUGUGUGACAUCCUCCUUCGAUUGCCACCAGAAUCUGUUUUCAAAUUCAUAAUUGUGUCAAAGAGGUGGCUUAGGUGUAUCUGCAGCUAUGUUUUUCGUCACAGUUACUUGAGACGAUGGAAAGUAAGUUCUCGCCUUUUAGGCUUUGUUGUCUGUAAUUCCUUGUACCUUGGAAGACGUCCAGGUGGCCUACGUCGCACCCCAUCAGAACCUGCACUUCCUUUUUUGUCAACUUGUCAAGAGGGUGAUGAUCUAAAGUAUUCCGGAAUCCUCAAACGGCUUGGUUACUUCAUUGACUCUUCCAAUGGCCUACUUCUUUGUGGCCGCCAUCCAAAGACCUACUAUGUUUGGGAUCCAGUUACCAAAAAACAGCACAAACUCCCUCACCCGCGAGUUUACUUUGAAGAAUUGUGCAUGGCAUUCAUUGCUGAGGACUCUCCUGAUGAUUCUAUAUGCUACAAGGUCAUUCGUGCAAAAUGUGAAUGUAAACUUAAUGAAGUCAAUACUGUUACCAUUGAGACUUUCUGUUCAAAGACUACUACAUGGUAUUAUUCAAUACUCACUUGCACUUCAACUUUAUCAUUAUGUCCUUGGACAGUUGCCACUGUGAUUAGAGGUGUCAUACACUGGUUUGCGAUGCGGGGAAAUAUAGCCAUUUAUGACCAGGAACAAGAAGAGAGGCAUAUUGCUGUGAUUCAACUUCCGGGGUCAUAUGACUUUGAUGAGCAAAUUCUUGGUGAGUCUUCUGAUGGGCUUUUGCAGUAUGGUAUAAGUUGUAAGUCAGGUAUGGAGAUAUGGGUUCUUGAAAAAGAAAUAGAUGAUCACACAUCCCUUUACUCAAGCAAUGCAGACUUCAAAACUAGAUGGACCUUGAGAUAUAGAUUGAAUUUCAAAACGAUGUGGAAGAAGAAUCCAAGUGUUAUGACAGCCUACAGAACAUGUUCUAAAUCUAAAGAAACUCAGAUACUGUCAUUUCUUUCUCAGAAUUCAGAAUCCGUUUACAUAAGAUCUGGAGAUAACAUAUUUCUUUGUCAUCUUCAGAGUAGAGAGGUGGAAGUGGUCCAAUAUGAUGGUCGUGGCUCCUCCAUUUUAUGGGAUUUCAGCAAAGUAGUGCCUUACUUCAAGCCAGCUUGGCCACAUUCUUCUUUCCUAUAACAUGAUUAUCAUUCAUGGUUGUGGCUUCUGUUUAGCAUUUCAUAUGCUCAAAUGAUACUACAGUUGAGCUUCUUCUGCUGUUAACUUUUGAUGUUCAAUGGUUGAUGUCAAUAUAUGUUAGCUUUUCCUGUAAAGUAGAUGUUGCUGUAGUUUUAGGCAUCCUUGUUAUGUGUCUCUGUGCUUUCCUUGGAUGGAUUCAUUGUCUGUAGUUAUUCUACCUGCAUCUGCUUUAUUUCGACUUCAUAUUAGCAACUGAAAACAACUGGAAACAUAUUGUGGUUGUCACUGAUAAUUGUAUUGGCUUUGGCACUAGUCACUGUGAAUUCUUGGUUUCUUUUAAGUUAAUACUUUUUCUCGUUUUUUAGACUGUAAAAUCAACUAGGUUGCCUUUUUUCUA